AAUCUGCUAUGGAGAACAGAGGUCUGUGUGUCCCCACACAGAACAACCUGCUCCUAAAAGGACACCCCUCUCGCCCUGGCUCCUGACUUCUGGCUUCUUCAAGGCCAAAGAUCCAGCUGAAGAGUUCUACCAGGGGCAAAGAUGAAAGUAGAACUGGGCCACAGCUGUAGGAAUCACUCAGGGUGUCCCAGGGCCAGGCAACAGGAAAUUGUGACGUGCAUUCUGGGCAGGGUUUGAGGUUUUGGAACCUUUUCUAAAAGGGACAGCCAGCACCCCGCUCCAUUUCCUAAUUGUGUGGUUGGCGUGAGCUGCUCACCAUGCAGACGCUCCUCACCUGCAGGACACUCGUCCUGGCCCUCGCCCUCGUCCUCCUGUUGGACUCCUCAGCACAAGGUUAUCCUAUGCGGAGAGCCAGGUACCAAUGGGUACGCUGCAGCCCCGACAGUAAUUCUGCCAACUGCAUUGAAGAAAAGGGACCCGUGUUCAACCUGCUUCCUGGGGAUUCCAACAGGAUCCUUCCUCCCAGGACUGACCCUUUCCUAAUCAAAUCCCAGAACCUGAAUGACGCCUUCCCUCUUUCUGACGACCUUUCUGGCUCUGGCUCUGACUCCGGCUCUGGCUUAGGAAGCGGCUCUGGAAGCAGCCUCCCCUCGGAAGUGGAAAGGGAGUACCAGCCGCUGCUGGACGAAGAUGUUUUCUAUUAUGACAUGAAGUCCCUCAAGCGGAAUCUUCCCUCACAUGAUCAGGAAAUGGGUCAGGCUGGAUCAGAAGAUGAAUUUAUUAUAUGAAUGACAGGAUUCUCCACCUUGGCACCAGGCAAUGCAGUCCAUACAUUCUGUGUACUGUGGUUAAAGAUUACAUCAACAAGUUGUAUAGAAAUUUUAAGACAUUUGCAAAAGAAACUUCAGUUGUAUCACUUUUGUCCCUAAUGAAUUCUUAAAGGAUUAGGCUUGCUCUCAUCUACCCUAUUUUUUCAGAAAAUCGCCCUAUUUGUGGGGGAAUGAAUGUCAUAUUCAACUAAUAUUAUUAUGAAAUUGGCUAGUUCCCAUGUCUAUAAAAUUGCUUUAAAUAAAAAAAAUACAUAUACUGUCUUCAAAAAGUUCUGUUUGAAAGGAAAUUGAUUAACAAUAUCUUAUACCUAACUCUUUAGGAACUUGUGAUUAUAAAUUAUAGAUAUGUCCAUUUUCCCAUGCAAAAAUAAACAAACAAACAAACAAAAGCCAAGAUGAAACAGCGAGAUUCUAGAGUGGCUAUUUGACCUGCUUUAGUGUGUGAAGUGUGUUACCAUCCUUUCACUGCUUGCGGGUUGGCAGAGCUUAACAGGUGUCACUUGCAUAGAAUCCUGAGUGCCAUUAAAGCUAGAAACCUGAGACCCAAAUUGGAGUAUGGUUGUGCCCCCAGCACCACACGCUGCUUGGCUCCCUGGGCAUGUGUGUAUCUUCCAGUGUUACUCUGUUAAAGCAGAAGUAAAACCCAAGGGUUAAGCUUCUGGGGGCCUCUUGUUCUAAAUACAACAGAUACUUUUA
Molecule: messenger RNA, 1526 nt
Organism: Ochotona princeps (American pika)
Lineage: Eukaryota; Metazoa; Chordata; Mammalia; Lagomorpha; Ochotonidae
Gene: SRGN
Product: serglycin
Exons: 4
Coding region: 318-788 (156 amino acids)
Biological process (GO): negative regulation of bone mineralization; secretory granule organization
Cellular component (GO): secretory granule
Source: RefSeq, a predicted model, not a curated record